UUUGAUUGACGCUCGACAUAAACAAUUUAUCGUAAACUUAGGUCAGACCAGAGCGACACUGAGGACUGCAGCUGUUUACAAGCUGACACCCGUCCAGCUGCUAGCAGGCCAGCUCUGUCCGGCUGCGAACCGACUUCCUGCGUGUGACCGUAGGAGGAAAGGGAUUUCUGGGGCUUAGCGGCCGCAGCUACCGUCUGAUCGCGAUCCUCCGUGGAUGGUGCGGGCUGGGAUCAUCUGGAGAGGCCGUGGCAGACAUUUUACCCACGGUCUUGAGGAGCCUGAAAACUCGGACGGGGACAUCCGAGGACACGCGUGAAGAUUGUAACACUAAGAUUUUUGGGACUGCGAAAUGUGAAAAAGGGCUCCACAUUUUCACCCUCUCAGUCUAAGCAGAAGCUGCUUGAUCUGACGUUGUGUCCACACCUUCCUGCCUCGGGCAUGCCUCAGCCGGGUAUGAACGGGAUGGAGCCUGCAUUUGGCGAGGCCUACGGGAGCCACAGGGGCCUGCUAAGCCCCUGCCCGUUGGCCAUGUCGCCACAGGGGGGCAGGACUGAUUAUGAUCAGAGCGUGCUCCUUAUGUUGGGCUCCCCAGCAUCACCAAGGAAACGGCCCUUCGAGUUGCUGAGUGACCUCGUGGAUGAUGGGGGUUUUGGUGAGGAUCAGCAUCCAGAACGCUGGGAUGUGUCUGCACUGGAUGAGAUGGCUCGCUACACCAAGCUGGGCCUUGGAGUCGGCGGGGAACUGCUGGCCUGCUCUGAGGAGGCUAUCCUGAUGGGCCGCUGGGGGAGGAGUCUGGAGGAGCAGGAGAAAGAGGAAGAGGAGUGGAAGAGGAGGGACAGGCGCUCAGCCCCUGCCGUAACCCAGGAAGUCCAGGUCACAGCUGUGGGCAAAGAGGAGGGGCAUGGCUCUGUUACCAUAGCAACACAAGGGGAGUUGUGUGCUGCAGGAAAAGGGAUGGGAGACGAACAGGAUGAAGAGGUGUCACAGGAGUGUACGGUCGAGGUGUAUCAGGUGGCACAGGAGGAAGGGGAAGAAGAGGAACAGGAAGUGGUGGCAGCAGGAGCAGGGCUGGUUCUGGAGCACUGCAGUGAGGAACACAACUACUCUCUGGGCCAGGGAGGGGAGAAGUCUGCUAGGCCUGCUCACAACUCCCAGUCUGAGGAGGUGCAAGUGGAUGAGGUUCAGCCAGAGAUACAAGGCAGUGAGGACAGCCAGGCUAACACGGAGCUGGAAGAAGAGGAGGAAAAAGAAGAAGAAGAAGAAGAGGAAGAGGGAGCAGAAGAAACAGCGGUAGAGGCUGAACUCUCAAGCUCCUCAGAAACUGAAUGUGAGGUGGAGACCGAGCCAGCCAGGCAACCAGGCGAGCGCCCGGCCAAGCGUCGAUGUUUCUGGGAGUACAGACGCUGUCGGGAGUCGGCCUCAAAGAAGAAGCUGAGCAGCAACGUCCACUGGUCUCUGUCCUGGAGCUCCAGCACUCUACCCAGCACACUGUACCGCCGGGAGGGCAAGAAAGGGCGGCGUAAAGCCCGUAAAACAGAUGCCAGCGACCUCACGCCCAACCCUCAGAAACUCCACAACAUUGGGGAGCAGCUGCAGAAGCUCAAUGCUGCCAUCAAGGGCAUGGGCCCGGUCAACGACCUGCCUGCCGUGGCUCGAGCCCGUUCCCGCAAGGAGAAGAACAAGCUGGCCUCCAGGGCCUGCCGGCUGAAGAAGAAGGCCCAGCAUGAAGCCAACAAGAUCAAGCUGUGUGGGCUCAACCAGGAGUACGAAAACCUCUUGGGGGCCCUGCUACAGAUUAAGGAGGUGAUCCGACGGCGGGUGGAGAGCAGUGAGGAGGAAGAUGGAGACGAACGUGGGAUGACCAGACGUCUUGAAGACAUCCUUAAAGAGUCCAGCGGUCCCUUAGUCGCUGGGCGGACCAAAGACUUUGUGCAAAGGAUUCUGGAUGCCAGCGCAAGUGGUCAGAACCAGCGUAAGGAGACCCUGCAGGGCGUAGAUGAGACAACAGGUUAAACUACCCAGCACCUGUUUUUUCUUCAUACUGUCCCAUCCCAGCACCACUCACCUACGUGGCCAAGCUUCUCUACACCUCCUCUGCUCUCACGUUGUGCACAUUGGAGUAAGAGCAUGAGAGGAAGACAGGCUGGGGAAGAAGAUGGGAACAAAAUGGGAGUAUGUUUCCACUCUGCUGCUGGUUCUCUCUUGUCAGCUCUCCUUCAACAGCAGCCUUUGCUGUAGGCUGCACCAUAACCAUCACCAGGCUAGAGCUGCUGCUGAUGUCUCUGCUGUGU
Messenger RNA from Girardinichthys multiradiatus, 2291 nucleotides. Its product is annotated as CREB3 regulatory factor-like. Lineage: Eukaryota; Metazoa; Chordata; Actinopteri; Cyprinodontiformes; Goodeidae. The record is from RefSeq and is a predicted model, not a curated record. The coding region runs from base 439 to 2013 and encodes 524 amino acids. Gene Ontology annotation, cellular component: nucleus. Gene Ontology annotation, molecular function: RNA polymerase II transcription regulatory region sequence-specific DNA binding; DNA-binding transcription factor activity, RNA polymerase II-specific. Gene Ontology annotation, biological process: response to unfolded protein; regulation of transcription by RNA polymerase II. The transcript is spliced from 11 exons.